Messenger RNA from Rhincodon typus (whale shark), 1527 nucleotides. It is a transcript of the gene ccnh, whose product is annotated as cyclin H. The coding region runs from base 134 to 1099 and encodes 321 amino acids. Gene Ontology annotation, cellular component: nucleus; transcription factor TFIIK complex. The record is from RefSeq and is a predicted model, not a curated record. The transcript has 10 exons. Gene Ontology annotation, molecular function: cyclin-dependent protein serine/threonine kinase regulator activity. Gene Ontology annotation, biological process: regulation of cyclin-dependent protein serine/threonine kinase activity; DNA-templated transcription; regulation of transcription by RNA polymerase II. NCBI's taxonomy places the organism in Eukaryota, Metazoa, Chordata, Chondrichthyes, Orectolobiformes, Rhincodontidae.
CGGCCCUCAACCCGACUCGUUUCCCAUUGGACCAACGCUUCGCCAAACGUCACUAGGAGGUGGGGUUAGUGCUGAACAGCGGAAACAGGAAAGUAGUCUCGAGCCAGGAGUGAAUGCUAAAUGAUGUUCAAAGAUGUUUAACAACAGUACACAGAAGAGAUGUUGGCUUUUUCAGAAUGAAGAAAUAUUAGAAAAUAUGAGAACUGAAGCCAAUAAGAAAUUUCAGACAAAGGUUCUGGCAUGUGGAAAGCUUUCUCCAGUGGCGUUACUGGAGCCUCAGGAAGAGGAGGUACUACGUAAAUACUAUGAAAAAAGACUGUUGGAAUUCUGCUCUGCAUUUAAACCCAUCAUGCCUAAAUCCGUGGUGGGAACCGCAAGUAUGUAUUUCAAGAGAUUCUUUUUGAAUAAUUCCGUAGUGGAAUAUCAUCCAAGGACUAUAAUGUUGACAAGUGUAUACUUAGCGUGUAAAGUGGAUGAAUUUAAUGUCUCCAGUUCCCAGUUUGUUGCUAAUCUGUGGGAAAGCCCUGCGGGUCAAGAGAAGGCUUUGGAACAGAUCCUUGAGUAUGAACUGUUGCUUAUUCAGCAGUUGAACUUUCAUCUCAUUGUCCACAAUCCAUUUCGACCUUUUGAGGGUUUUCUUAUUGAUCUAAAGGCUCGAUGCUCAGUGGUAGAAAAUCCAGAAGCCUUGCGAAAAACGGCAGAUGAGUUUCUGAGCAGAGCAACUACAACUGAUGCUGGUCUUCUCUUUACACCAUCACAAAUAGCAAUAGCAGCUAUUCAUUUCAGUGCCUCCAGGGCAGGCAUUAAUCUGGAUAGCUACUUAACAGAAUGCCUUAUGCUAAAAGACAACAAUGAAUGCCUGUCAAAACUGGUUGAAGUAAUCAGAUGUAUAAAGACUCUGGUGAAGAAAUAUGAACCUCCCAAACCUGAGGAAGUGAAUCUUCUGAAGCAGAAACUUGAACAUAUACAUAGCUUGGAUCUUGGCAUCGUUACAAGUUUAAGGAAGAGGAAAGGUUAUGAGGAAGAUGGAACAAUUUCCAAAAAGUCAAAAGUGGAAGAGGAGGAAUGGAGUGAUGACGAUCUAGCUGAUGCAAUGUAAGUUGCUGCUUGACUUACAUUUUGGAAAUAUUCGUGGAGAAAUAACUGCUGUGGUAGUCCUAUUAGAUAUUUAUUCUGAGGCAUAACAUCCAGACACGAGUUUUGACUCAACCAGGUUGUGCUUUUGGAAAGAAGAGUUAUGAUGCCAAAUGAGGGAAACUAAGGCUGCAGACCGUAGGCGCAGGCAGUACAUAGGAUGCAACAGAUUUUUUUUCUGCAAAUGGCAUUUGAUAGUCUAUUUAUUUUUACCUAAACAAAAGACACAAAAUGCUGAAAGUACUGUGACAAACAUCAAAGGAAAUUUUAAAUGAUUGCAUUGCUGAGGUGUUUGAUUUGUCAAUAUCAAUACGUAAUUUGUUUUGGAAGUAUGUUUUACGUGUCCAAUUUUCAUUCCCUGUAUUCAAAAUAAAAUUCAUAUUGUUUCCGUGA